Molecule: messenger RNA, 309 nt
Organism: Arabis nemorensis
Lineage: Eukaryota; Viridiplantae; Streptophyta; Magnoliopsida; Brassicales; Brassicaceae
Source: the annotation of a GenBank genome assembly
AUGGAGUUGUACUCAUUGAAGCCAAAGAACUUCAAACUUGUCAACCUGAGGACAAUUGAUCUGUCUGAGAGAAGCGAUGAAGGAAACAUGCACAUGAUAUCGUCCUUCAACGGACUUAUUUGCUGCAAAAAUUGGGUUUAUGAGAACGAGUUAUGGGAUCUAAAGAUAUGGAUUUGUAAUCCGUGUACAGGGGAAACUCUCCUUCUUCCCCAAGGGAGACCCUCAUUUGGGUUUGUGCCGAUUGUUGGAGUAGCUUAUGGGUCCGACAUCAGUGACUACAAAGUUCUGCGCUGGAAAGAAACGUCGUGA